GUUUGGCCUUUUCGGAUGCUGUGUCUGCCAGGCCAACUCUGUCUCCCUACUUGUUGAUGGUGGGCAGAAAGUCUCACUAAUUCAUAAAUUCUUGGCCAGAGUGUGCCCAUCAACAGGGGUUACACUUGCCACCUCCUUAAAUCCCAGCUCAAUGCAUUCUCCAUGCUCCUGGCUAUUCAGGUGGGGUUUACCUGAAGGCAUGUACCUGGAAUAGUUGACCUCUGACAAAUUCCAAAUGUCUCUGAAGACAUUGUCAAAAGGGACACCCUCAAGAAAAUGGUUUCAGAAAUGCCGACAUUCAUUUGCUUUUCUAGUCAAGCCUCAACUGUUUGCCGGAGAACUGGAGAAGUUAAAUCAGUCCACGGAUGAUAUCAACAGACGGGAGACUGAACUUGAGGAUGCUCGUCAGAAGUUCCGCUCUGUUCUGGUUGAAGCAACGGUGAAACUGGAUGAACUGGUGAAGAAAAUUGGCAAAGCUGUGGAAGACUCCAAGCCCUACUGGGAGGCACGGAGGGUGGCGAGGCAGGCUCAGCUGGAAGCUCAGAAAGCCACGCAGGACUUCCAGAGGGCCACAGAGGUGCUCCGUGCCGCCAAGGAGACCAUCUCCCUGGCCGAGCAGCGGCUGCUGGAGGAUGACAAGCGGCAGUUCGACUCCGCCUGGCAGGAGAUGCUGAAUCACGCCACUCAGAGGGUCAUGGAGGCGGAGCAGACCAAGACCAGGAGCGAGCUGGUGCAUAAGGAGACGGCAGCCAGGUACAAUGCCGCCAUGGGCCGCAUGCGACAGCUGGAGAAGAAACUCAAGAGAGCCAUCAACAAGUCCAAGCCUUAUUUUGAACUCAAGGCAAAGUACUAUGUGCAGCUCGAGCAACUGAAAAAGACUGUGGAUGACCUGCAGGCCAAACUGACCCUGGCAAAAGGCGAGUACAAGAUGGCCCUGAAGAACCUGGAGAUGAUCUCAGAUGAGAUCCACGAGCGGCGGCGCUCCAGUGCCAUGGGGCCUCGGGGAUGCGGUGUUGGUGCUGAGGGCAGCAGCACAUCUGUGGAGGAUCUGCCAGGGAGCAAACCUGAGCCUGAUGCCAUUUCUGUGGCCUCGGAGGCCUUUGAAGAUGACAGCUGUAGCAACUUUGUGUCUGAAGAUGACUCGGAAACCCAGUCCGUGUCCAGCUUUAGUUCAGGACCAACAAGCCCGUCUGAGAUGCCUGACCAGUUCCCUGCGGUUGUGAGGCCUGGCAGCCUGGAUCUGCCCAGCCCUGUGUCCCUGUCAGAGUUUGGGAUGAUGUUCCCAGUGUUGGGCCCUCGAAGUGAAUGCAGCGGGGCCUCCUCCCCUGAAUGUGAAGUAGAACGAGGAGACAGGGCAGAAGGGGCAGAGAAUAAAACAAGUGACAAAGCCAACAACAACCGGGGCCUCAGCAGUAGCAGUGGCAGUGGUGGCAGCAGUAAGAGCCAAAGCAGCACCUCCCCUGAGGGCCAGGCCUUGGAGAACCGGAUGAAGCAGCUCUCCCUACAGUGCUCAAAGGGAAGAGAUGGAAUUAUUGCUGACAUAAAAAUGGUGCAGAUUGGCUGAUUCAUCCUGGGCCCUGGCCGAUGUGCAUAUCAACAUUUAUACAUGGAACUGGAGAACAUUGUGCCAAUAAUCAUUUAAUAUAUGCCAAAUCUUACACGUCUACUCUAAACUGCUCUAAUGAAGUUUCAGUGACCUUGAGGGCUAAAGAUUGUUCUUCUGGGUAAGAGCUCUUGGGCUGGUUUUUCAGAGCAGAGUUCUUGUUGUGGGUAGACUGUGACUAGGUUCACAGCCUUUGUGGAACAUUCCGUAUAACGGCAUUGUGGAAGCAAUAACUAGUUCCUAUGAAAGAACCAGAGCUGGGAAGAUGGCUGGGAAGCCAGGCCAAAGUGGGGGCAACAGCUUGCUUCUCUUUCUCUUCUCACCCUCAGUUUGUAUGGGAAAAUGGAGAUGUCCUCUCCACUUUAUCCCACGAUAUCUAAAUGAAAAAGAAAGAAAACCCACACACAAAGCAAAAACUCAAGUAUUAAGAGCACAUAUUUUUGACCCAGUGGAGGCUUAAAAAAAAAAAAAUCCAAGAACACAAUUCAUUUUCACCACCUCUGGUGUUCAGAGGGGGCUUUUAAAAAAGCGUGUAUGCUGGGAUACCCAUUAAAACCAUUUUCUAGAAGGCUACCAUGAGCUGCACUUUUUGGGGUGGGAAAGGUGAAUGCCAGUGGGGAUGCGGGGGGAUGAGGGUAGGAGGGACUUAUAGAAGGGGAUUUGUGGCUGUGGGGGAGAAGGUUCUACAGCAUAAGCCUUAUCCUGCCAGCCAAGGGGAUUUAUUCUAAGAGAAGUGCAUGUGAAGAAUGGUUGCCACUGUUAUUAGAUUGACAAGAUGUUAAUUUCUCUGUAGGUUGUAACUUUAAAAAUAAAUGAAAUUAUUUAAGGGUUAUGCUGCACUAGUAUUCCUUAGAGGAAACAGUUCUUUAAAGUUAGGAAAGGGAGUAGGCAGGCAUGUGUUGGCAAAGGCUGUUAAUAGUAGUUAAGUGUUAAGACUGCUUUUCUUUAACGUUUUCAUGGUAAUGCAUAUUUAGAGCACUGUAUUUUUGUCUUGUUAAGAAAAUUUAGCAUUUCUAAAAGAAAAAAGCAACCCUCUUUCAAACUGUUAAUUCUGUCACAGCCUGUAUAUUUUAGUCAUUUGUAAAUCUCUUCAUACAAUAGUGACUUCUUUUUUGACUGAUACAGUAUCUUAAUUACAAGGUUAUUUUGUACUUGUCUUAAUACACUAAGUGUAAUAAAAACGGCUUGAGAAAAGUUUCUCCUUUCUGUGACUUCAAAUAAGAACUCCCAGUAUUGCCUAAAUCUUCUAGGCAACCCUUUUUCCAUAAGGAAGAGCAUGGAGUGCUGUGGUCACCAGUAAUCAUUUUCAAUUAAUUAAGGUCAUGAACAGUAAUAAUUUAAGCCUUGUUUACCAAGGUUUGAAUUCUACUUUUGCUGUUGCUAAAGCUGUGGGCAAUGAGGAGACACAGUGGCAGAUAAAGACGAGGUGGUGACGCUGGAGGAGUGGGCCUCGGCUGCACACUGCAGUCUCGAAGCUUAAGUGUUGCUGUCAGUCAGUUCUCAUCCCCAGAGAAUUAUUUAAUUAAUUAACUGGGGGGGGUACACUGGGGCAUUAGACUUUUAAAAGCUCCCCGAGGGAAUUCAAAUGUGCAUUCAGAGUUGAGAAUCAGAUGGAUUCUUUCUUUUGUGGAAAUGUUUUAUAAUAUUGGACUCUUAAUCCGCAUUUCAUUAUUAAAGCAUGCUGUGGAGAAAAA
Molecule: messenger RNA, 3297 nt
Organism: Homo sapiens (human)
Lineage: Eukaryota; Metazoa; Chordata; Mammalia; Primates; Hominidae
Gene: SH3BP5
Product: SH3 domain binding protein 5
Exons: 10
Coding region: 236-1564 (442 amino acids)
Biological process (GO): intracellular signal transduction
Cellular component (GO): mitochondrion; cytoplasmic vesicle membrane
Source: RefSeq, a predicted model, not a curated record